GGCGGCAUAACAGGCGGGAUCGAGAUCUGCAUCACAUUCCCCACGGAGUACGUCAAGACGCAACUGCAACUGGACGAGAAGAAGGGGGUAACGAGGAGGUACAAAGGAAUUGUUGACUGUGUGAGAGUGACCGUCAGGGAACAUGGAGUCAAGGGUUUGUAUCGAGGACUAAGUGUCCUUCUCUAUGGCUCCAUCCCUAAAUCCGCCGUCAGGUUUGGCUCGUUUGAAGAGUUCAAAAAAAGAAACGUCGGACCCGAUGGGAACCUGACAGCUCAGAGAAAAUUUCUAUGUGGACUAGCAGGAGCCGGCAUAAGCGAGGCCAUUCUGGUGGUUACCCCGAUGGAGACCGUCAAAGUGAAGUUCAUCCACGAUCAAACCCUAGACAGGCCUCAGUACAGAGGGUUCUUCCACGGCGUCAGGGAGAUUAUCAAGCAGAACGGCUUAAGAGGAUGUUAUCAAGGUCUGACGGCUACUAUGAUGAAACAAGGGACCAAUCAAGCAAUAAGAUUUUUUGUCGUGGAGUCGUUGAAAGAGUUGUACAGAGGCGAUGCUCACUCGAGCACUCCAGUGUCCAAACUUUGGACAGGUCUGUUCGGAGCAAUCGCUGGAGCCUGUUCAGUUUUUGGCAACACCCCUCUCGAUGUCGUCAAGACAAGAAUGCAGGGAUUAGAAGCUCACAAAUACAAACACACCUUUGACUGUGCAGUUCAAAUUAUGAAACACGAAGGACCUAGGGCGUUUUAUAAAGGUACCAUCCCUCGAUUGAGUAGGGUCUGCUUGGAUGUGGGCAUCACGUUCAUGAUUUACGAUUCUUUCAUGGAGUUCUUCAACAAACUUUGGACAACAACGUGA
Messenger RNA from Helobdella robusta, 852 nucleotides. RefSeq lists its product as hypothetical. The record is from RefSeq and is a predicted model, not a curated record. Gene Ontology annotation, biological process: mitochondrial citrate transmembrane transport. NCBI's taxonomy places the organism in Eukaryota, Metazoa, Annelida, Clitellata, Rhynchobdellida, Glossiphoniidae. The annotation marks the transcript as partial. The transcript is spliced from 7 exons.